Gasterosteus aculeatus aculeatus (three-spined stickleback) is the source of this 1252-nucleotide messenger RNA. Its product is annotated as proenkephalin-A. Gene Ontology annotation, cellular component: axon terminus; neuronal cell body; plasma membrane. Gene Ontology annotation, biological process: chemical synaptic transmission; sensory perception; neuropeptide signaling pathway. Gene Ontology annotation, molecular function: opioid receptor binding. NCBI's taxonomy places the organism in Eukaryota, Metazoa, Chordata, Actinopteri, Perciformes, Gasterosteidae. The record is from RefSeq and is a predicted model, not a curated record.
ACUUUAACAAGCCGCGGUGCCGGAGCGCUUCACCGAGCACUCUGAGCGGACUGCGCACGCGAGUUUAACGGGGUAACGACUGCUUUUUUUUCCCGCCUGAGCGCCGCGGUCCGGUAACGUUUACCCAGAAAGAGACGCCUUCCUAGUUGCUCCAACUGACUGAGCUGUGACCCUUUUCACAGCGGGGAGCUCCGCGCCACCCGUCAGCUUCCAGCUUUGCCGCCACGCGCUGAAGAGGACCGCGCGCAACAGCUCCUGUAGCGCGUGAAACAACACCGAGUCGAUGGCCGCCCCCGCACACAGCAGCUGCGUGUGGAUUCUGGUUCUGGUUCUGGGCGCGUGCGUGUCUCAGGUGGUGGGAACGGAGUGCGGGAAGGAGUGCGCUCUGUGCGUUUACCGUCUGCUGGCACAGCAGUCUGGUUUCUCCUCCCCGACCUGCUCACUAGAGUGCAAGGGUGGGUUGGACACCCAGAAGCUCCGCCUGUGCCGGGACUUCCUUAUAGAGGAAGAACACAACAUUCCUUUGAAUGCCGACCCCCUUCAGCCACAGGACCAGGAGGCCUCGGACGAAGCGACGGCCGACGAGGACGACUCCCCAUCACCACAGCACCUGCUGGCCAAGAAGUACGGCGGCUUCAUGAAGCGCUACGGCGGCUUCAUGUCUCGCCGCUCCCCCUCUCAGGAGGGGCUACUGGAGGAUCCCGGGAACCAAGACGAAGAAGAGAGCGUUCGCCUGGAGAUCUUAAAGAUUCUCAACGCCGCGCCGGAGCAGGGCGGCGAAGGUCCGGGAGGGGAUGCGGUGAAGAGGUACGGGGGCUUCAUGCGCCGGGCCGGGGGAGGGGUGGCCCAGGGCGACCUGUUGGAGGCGGUGUUGGGCCGCGGCCUCAAGAAGCGCUACGGAGGGUUCAUGAGACGCGUGGGCAGGCCCGAGUGGCUGGUGGACAGCAGCAAGAGCGGGGGGAUGUUGAAACGAGCCUGGGAGAGCGGCAGCGAGUUGCAGAAGAGGUACGGGGGUUUCAUGGACUAGACCGCCACAGUUAGAACCCUUCAUCCCUACCCAUCCCUCUUACCACCACUUCGUAAUCUGGACUUGCUCACUCUGCUUUGUAUGACGUGCUACUGCUUACUUCGUUGGUUUAAUUGUUCCUGUAAUGACAAAAAAAGAUAAACACGCGUUGUUCAGAUGUGAACUUUUUUUGGUCUGUUUCUUUUUCCUGAUGUAUUAUUUAUUAAACUGAUUUGUUGAUCAAGG